Molecule: messenger RNA, 234 nt
Organism: Eimeria acervulina
Lineage: Eukaryota; Apicomplexa; Conoidasida; Eucoccidiorida; Eimeriidae
Exons: 1
Coding region: 1-234 (77 amino acids)
Source: RefSeq, a predicted model, not a curated record
AUGCCAGCACUUCCUGCUGCUGCUGCUGCUGCUGAUGCUGAUUCUGCUGCUGUUGAGGAUGGGGCGGAGGCCGCAGAGGCGCAGCUCCAAAAAGCGCAGCAGCAGCAACAGCAGCAAAAACAGCAACAGCAGCACCACCAACAGAAAGAACAGAAACAGCAGCAGCAGCAGCAACAGCAGCAGCAGCAGCAGCAGCAGCAGCAACUUACUGGUAUUGAACUUCAAGGCCCGUAG